AUGGCGGAUGUUCAGAUGGCAGAUGCCGAGACCUUUGCCUUUCAGGCUGAGAUCAAUCAGCUUCUGAGUCUUAUCAUCAAUACAUUCUAUAGCAACAAAGAGAUUUUCCUUCGGGAACUAAUCAAGAACAUUCCAGACUUGACAAGCUGCGCCAACGAUCAAACAAACCCGUAUUUUAAUAUUCGACCCUUUCCGUUAUUGGACAAACUCGAAACUUCGAGACCAAUCAAACGAUGGCGUUUCAAGACUCCUCAGCUUGUUCCAAUCAAUAUUGAGACCUAA
Molecule: messenger RNA, 282 nt
Organism: Ilex paraguariensis (yerba mate)
Lineage: Eukaryota; Viridiplantae; Streptophyta; Magnoliopsida; Aquifoliales; Aquifoliaceae
Source: the annotation of a GenBank genome assembly